This is a messenger RNA of Botrytis cinerea B05.10, 4229 nucleotides long. RefSeq lists its product as hypothetical. Lineage: Eukaryota; Fungi; Ascomycota; Leotiomycetes; Helotiales; Sclerotiniaceae. Gene Ontology annotation, molecular function: metal ion transmembrane transporter activity; protein binding. Bases 134 to 4000 code for a protein of 1288 amino acids. The record is from RefSeq and is a predicted model, not a curated record. Gene Ontology annotation, biological process: metal ion transport; transmembrane transport. Gene Ontology annotation, cellular component: membrane; cytoplasm. The transcript has 12 exons.
GCAGAUUCCCAGAGAAUAUGAGUGUCUUUAUUUCGAAAUCAUCACAUAUAUUUAUGAAGAUUGAUGUGCCUUUGGUACUGUUUCUGACAUAACUCUCCGACUAGGAAUCCUCGUGAUUCUGGCUCUCAAUAGCAUGUCUGUAAACGUGAUAGAAAUAGACGAAAGGGUUGGGGAGAGAGGAAGGGAAAGGCUAAGGAUAAGAAUAAGGGAAAUGGAAAGGGAAAGUGAAGUGGAACGGCAAAGGGAAAGGCUAAGGGAAAGGAUGGAAAGAAGGACUCCGAGGUGGUCCGAAGACCCGCAACAUCAAAAACGAGAUUCCCGACUCAUAAGUGCCGUCAAGAAGAAUGCGAUAACUAUGGUGGCAGAGAUUUUAUCCGAUGUUGACACCACGAUCGAUGAUACAGACCAUCUUGGAAGAACAGCUCUUCACCACGCUGCCGAACUUGGCUUGCUUGACAUGGUUCGUGUAUUACUUGAGCAUGCUGACCCUAACAUACAAGAUGAAUUUGGAUGUACGCCGUUAUUUUAUGCAGUGAAAGUCAGCUCUAACGGAUCUGAUAUCACAGAGUUGCUUUUAGAAAAUUAUGCAAAGAUCGAUUUCCGUGAUCAUCGAGGCAAAACUGCACUCUAUACUGCGUUAGAAGAAGACAAGCCGGCGGCUGAAUGUUUGUUUAAAGAAGAUAAAGUGACUCUUCUUGAUGCAAUUCGUAUUUGCAGGAGGGUCGAUAGCAUCAAGGAACCCGCUAUGAGAAUAGUACUUGUCCUGCUGGAUCAUGGUGUCGACGUUAACGUUACGGAUGAAAAUGGCUGGAAUGCACUUCAUUUCGCCUGUAAGAAAGGCAAUUUGGCUAUUGUCGAGUUACUGAAACAUCACAAUUUCCUUUCUGUACAAAAAACAUGUGAUGGUCGAACUGCACUGCAUAUUGCAUCUCAGGAGGGCGAAAACGAAAUAGCUGGAUUCCUUCUAUCUCAUUUCAAGGUGGACCAGAAAAUUACAAACGAACGAAAUUGGACACCAUUACAUUUUGCUGCAAAACACGGUAAAAUAGAAGUUGCUAAGUGUCUAGUCAAGUGGCACGCCAGCUUGAUGGCUCUAACGAUGUCUGGGUAUAAUCCUGUACAAAUUGCUUGUAUGGAAGGGCAUGAUGAGUUGGCAUACUUUUUGCUGGAACGCAUGAAGCCAGAUCAGAUAUUUUCAGUACAAAAUACUGACAACCAUUCCAUACUUCGCAUUGCAUCACGUUACGGGUGCAUCAAGGUCGUGGAAAGGAUACUGGAUCAUUUGAAGAACCAAAAUAAUCUUCUUAAAACCUUAUCAGAGUUGGAUCAAGAUUGUUCGGUGGUAUACAACGCCAUUGAGUAUGGACAUGAGCACGUUGCUCUGUCUCUUCUGGAAUCUGGAGGAAAGAGCGACGGAAUCGAUGCUGCUGGAAGAAACGCAUUGCAUUGGGCUGCUCAGCAUGGCCUUAUCAAGGUAGUUGAACAUCUUGCUUCAUACGACAAAGAAUUCAAGAUCAAGCUUGGAAAGAUUAAUGCGUCUGGAAAUAGUCCACUGCAUUGUGCUGCAGAAGCUCGGCAGACACGUAUACUCUUGUGCUUUCUGAAGUGUCAGUAUGGCAUUGAAGCCCAACCUACGGAUAUGGACACCAAAAGUUGGACUGCGUUGCAUUGGGCAGCUUGGUAUGAUCGACUCGAUGUUGUGAAAUUGCUGGUCAUCAAUCGUGCGGAUGUCGAAGGAAAAGAUGCAUCAGGACUAAGAGCCGCUGAUAUUGUUAAAAAAACCAGCCCGCAUUUUGUUGAAAUGAUGGAGUGGCUAAACUUGCCAGAGCGGCAUCCUACACUGCGUUCAUCACCCGUCUUUUUGAGCAAUCCACUGUGCCUCGUCGGCGCCGAAGAUAUAUGCAAGAACACCAAAGCAUAUGUUAUGGCAGUGUUUCCCAAGGAUGUGAUAGUGAGGACUACAUUCUCUGUCUACAAUGUUCUGUACGAGUUUGGGCCAGAGAGGAUUAUAUCAGCUUCUGCAGACGUCUACCGCAUUAACGACGCUCUUGAAUUUAAAUGGAUACACCUGCCUUCUAACAACAAAGAGUGGCUGAAGGACCUAACCCAGGCAGUUUAUUAUGAUAUAGCUGGCAAUGAACUUAGAGCUUCAAGGAAAUCAUCCAAAGAAAGCCUAACAUCUUCUAGUCGGUCCUCGUCUAGCCGACCUCUACAGACGUCUCAUAAUAUGCAAGAAGAGGCUACCAAAGAGUGGAAAGCUCAUUCGCCGCACGUGCUAUCAUACACUAGCGAGCCCCGCGGUGUAACCUACCUCGAAGAGAGUAGGGAUGCACCCAAGGAGUAUUCCAAAGUGAAGGGAUUUGUCAAAGACUGUCUAUCACAAAAUGCCGGAUCAAAUAGUGCACGCUAUCUCCAGCCGUUCUUUAAAUCUUUACGUCCGUCGGAUAGUAUCUCCGAUCGCUCAUAUUACGAUAAAUCUUUCGGUUCCGGUUGGAAAGUUGGAAUAUCGAUACCGUACUUUUGCUUUUCCACAACGAAGCACCAAAGAGAGUUGCAGGAGGUCAUGACACUGUCGAAGAGUCAAACCACGGCGUUUACGGGAGAGAUUAGUUCCAAUCUUGGGACACCUUUCGAAAUUCGAAAACUUUGGGGAAAUCGAAUGAUAAGGUGUUACAGACUAGCGGGAGGUGAGUCUGUUCAUGUCCCAAUUACUUUGGAUCAGUAUUAUUAUCACUCUUUGAAAGACGUACAGGCGAGAAAUAUUGACCAAGUCUUAUUUCGGCAUCAAAAGCGAAUGGCUCCCACUGCUCUUGAAGAAUGUGACUAUCUUUUAUGCAUGGUUAAUCAACUAUGGGUCUAUGUAGUCGAUGAUGAAACAAUCAUCACGUCAUGUGGGACGCAAUGGGAUGACGAGUCAAACUUACAGAAAGCCAUCACUGAUCAUUUUAUAAACGAUAAGGAGACACGGCCACGUAUUUCCUCUUCUUUGGAAAUGAGUGUUCUCGUUGCAGCCCUGUGCGCAAGGAAGUCAAUUGACAGAGAAAUUAUCCUUGGGCAAGAUAAACAAAACUUACUACAUAUUUUUGCAUCUGCGAUUUCCUCAGCAGCAGAUAAAGAAGUACGCCUGUUCGAAAAAUUUAUGGAAAUUUUAGAUUUCGAAAGCCAUACCGAUCGAAAUUUAGUUUAUGAUAUCAGAAACGAAAUCAAUCUCCUCAAAGAAGUAAAAGACAUACAAGAUGAGCUAAAUAUCAUUAAAAAAGUACUCACACAUCAGAACCAGGUCUUGGUUGAUACAUUUAAAUUUCUUGAACGUCGGCGUUCACAAGAAAAUUCCGGAGAGGCCAAUCAUCUUUACGAUGUUAUAACGUACUAUCGAAAUUUGUGUGGUAUUGAAAUCGUGCUUGUAGAGGUGGAAAAACUUAUCUAUGAUGCCAAUGAAGUCCACAAAAAUAUUAAUCAUCUAUUGGAACUUCGACAGAAAGAUGCAAACAUUUCUGAGGCUAAGUGGACUCGUAAAGAGUCUGAAGAUACAGCGAAACAAGGCAAGACGAUUUUAGUAUUCACUAUCGUCACAAUUAUAUUUCUCCCAAUAACAUUUCUUACAUCGUUAUUCGCGCUGGACAUCUCCAGUUUCCCCCAUGAUGAGUCCGGGAAUCUUUCAUAUAGUCCUGGAUGGGCCUUUUCAAGAUUGCUUGGUAUCACCGUCGCAGUCUCUGUUCCAUUGAUUGGUCUAGCGUUCUUUGUGAGUGAAGCUACCGAGAUUUUCUCCCGCUUGCGAAAAGUUGCGAAAAGCGAAGUACCGAUACAAGAUAGGAACGGUUCUUCUGAUAGCUUAGGAAAUGAUAUAACAAGACAUGCAACGACGGUGGCGCCUGAAAAAUCUGAGGCAACCAGGUCUAGUCCUAGCAAAUGGCCUCGGAGGGGCUUAGGUGCAGUCAGAAGAGUACUUGCAGGAAAACGUGGUAACGAGGAAGUUCCUGUCAAUAUAAGCGAGGCAUAAGAUAAAUUGCACAGAACACACACGAAGUCAAACUCUCAAGGGGCAGAAUUUUAUGAUCAUGGCAAUUCGUAUAUGCACUCGCAACAGGGGGGUUAUUUGUUUAGUUUUUAGUUGAAGCGAGUUUCCUUUUUCCUGAAUAUUACACACUACGAUCUACAAUCACGCUCGAAAAUUAUUACACAACGAGAUCCCGUUAUCUAGACUAAAGUAAUCUUGGCAUAAACAUCCA